AUGCCUACGAAAGCAAGAAAACAAAUUCAAGGUCCAAGUCUUUAUAAAACGUUUGUUGAUGCUUAUAUGAAAGCUCGACCCAAUGAAAAACGAGAUGUAAAACACCAUAAUGCUCAAGUUGAAUGGAAUGAAAUAAAGUGGAAUGAAGAAUAUGUCAAGGAAAAAAUUGAGGAAUAUUUAGAAAUAUAUAAUGAACUUCGUGCCUCUUCAAACCAAGGUCUUGAACGCCUACCAUUACUUAAUUAUUCAAAUCAAUCAAAAACUAAUCGUAAUCGACCAGUAAAAAGAAUCAAGACAAAUCAAACAAAUAAAAGAACGAAUCAAAAUAAUAAUGAAAAUAAAAAAGAUGAUGAACAACCGAAUAAUUUUGACGAUUUCCAUGAUGAUCAUGAUGAUGAUCAAGAUGACGAUGGUGAUGAUAACAAUGAUCAAGAAAAAAAUAAAAAUAAAAAAGAUUAUCGUAUUAAAAAAUGUAAACCAUUUGAUGAAGAAUUGAUUGAAGAUCUACGAGAAUUACCACCUGUAGGUAAAGUUCCAUUAGAACCAUUAUCAAAAACUAAACGACAACCAGCACAAGAACGUGCUUAUAAUGAACUAAAUGCUAUUAGUGAUCGAAUAGCUUCAUUAGUACAAGUUGAUCAUUUAUUUGAAACAAAGCCUGAACUACAUCCUCAAUUAAAAAAACUCUAUCGUCCUGGCACUGGUCGACCUCGCGUUGAAGAACAAUGUCCUGAUUUAUUACAAAUAAUUGAAGAAAUUGCAAAAGCUGGUGGAGCAAGUGAUGAUCGAAGACGAUCGACAACUAUUCGACCUUGUUUGACAUUAGAUGAUUUAAGAGAAAAAAUUAAACAACGAGGUUAUGAUAUUAAAAGAAC
Molecule: messenger RNA, 875 nt
Organism: Rotaria sp. Silwood2
Lineage: Eukaryota; Metazoa; Rotifera; Eurotatoria; Philodinida; Philodinidae
Source: the annotation of a GenBank genome assembly